UAUUAUCCAUUUUCCUUUCUAUUUCUUCUUCUCUAACUAAAAUUACAAGCCCAAAACAUCUCUCUCCCUCUUUCCUGAAAUUUCUAAUGCAGCAGCACUGAUCUCUAACAAUUUUCCCUCCCUAAUGGCUGACCACUUGGCCAAACUCCACCAAUCUCUCUGCGAAGAGAAACUCUCUUCCAGCGAUCUCUUUCUCAGACUUCGCUCUGAUAAUUCAAUCAAGCAAGGCCUCCAGCUCUUUUAUCUGAUCAUAAAACGAAGCGUUUCCACGAUCGAAGCUGCUGAUGGUGAUCAUGAUUCUAGUACAAAUAAGAACUACAAGUUAGGGUUCGAAUCAUGGACUGAUUCGCAGAUUCAAUCUCUCAUUUCUCUCGGUCUAGCCAUUGUUUCUGCUUCCAGAUCUCUAUCGGUGGAGCAAACGGAGCCCGUAGUUGUUGCUGUGGUGGAGCAGUUGUUGGAGUUUGCAGUUUGUUAUUUGGAGAAGUCAGAGCUUACCAGUGAUGACUUGAGCACGCAGGGUAAUGUGCUACUACUUAUGGAGUUGGCAUUGGUUGAUGGAAUUGAUAAAGUAUCUGUUCCAUCUCAAUCUUCCUCUGUAGAUAGCCUUCUAGAACUGUUGCCAAAGGCUUCAGAUGAUUCUUGUAGUACCGAGUUGGAAUGCCACAUGAAAUGUGGUCUUCAAGGUGCAGAUUGUUCAAAGGGAGAGAAACCAGUGGAUCAACUACAGAUUACAUUAGCAUCAGAAUGCAUUCAGCCUGAGUGGCAGGCUCUUGGAUUCAGUGGUCCCAACCAAGAUUUGAACAAUUUGAUUUUUCUGAUUCAGCACUGGGCUGUUGUCCAUGUGGAUUGUGUUCGUCGUCUAAUAUUAUGCUUCAAAGAGCUACUUGACUUGUCAUCUUUGUAUGAUGGGAAAAUGGCAGGUCCAGAUUUUUGCUGGAGGUUUUCAUUUGGUUUGAGGAUUUUGAAGUUACUCAGGAAUCUGAUGAAGGAUUUUCCAUAUGUUGGGUAUGAUGUCUCAUUGUUACAAGAAGUUGCUUUGUGUGCUGGUGUGUUAGUAGGCUUGUUUAGGAUUGGCUUCGAUUUUGCAAAUAACCAUGCUUCUAUUGAGGGUAGUUCAGAGAGUCUUAUAUUGUCACUGUUGGAAGAGUUUCUUCUUCUUGUCCAAGUUGUUUUCUGCAACAGCAAUGUAUUUCAGAAUAUACAAGCAUGUAUAGUUGCUUCAGUAUUAGACAACUUGGACUCUUCUCUUUGGAGGUACAACAAGUCUGCUGCUAACGUCAAGCCUCCACUGGUAUAUUUCCCUCAGUCUGUUCUUUACAUCUUGAAACUCAUUCAGGAUCUCAAGAAGCCAACAUACCGGUCUCUUGAUUUGAAGGGCUUUGAUACAGAUAUUAUUGGCAGCUCUACUGAUUUGCUGAACGAUUACCCAUCAUGCGUUGUACAUUCUGAGAAGGUUCCCUUGCUUAAAAGGUUUAAAAUUGAGGACUUAUUGAAAAUUAUAUUUGCCCCUUCAACUCAGUGGAUGGACAAUCUGAUGCAUCUUAUUUUUUUCCUUCACUAUGAAGGGGUAAAAUUAAGGCCAAAUGUGGAGAGAUCACAUUCUAGUUGUUCAAAAACUAAUUUCCCUCCAGAGGUGGAAAAUGCAGUUUUCCAUGAGGAUGAUGCCCUCUUUGGCAACCUGUUCUCUGAAGGUGGUCGAUCAGUGGGAUCUAGUGAUGGAUGUGAGCAGCCGCCAGUUAUUGUCAAUUCUUGUUCGAGCAAUUGCAACAUGCCAAUGCAAGCUGCCACUGAAUUAUUGAAUUUUCUGAAAGAAUGUGUCUUCUCUCAUGAUUGGUCUCCUUCUCUCUACGAGGAUGGCUGCAAAAGGCUGAAGGAGAACCAUAUUGAUAUAUUGCUUUCUAUACUUAAUUCUCAGGGAUGCUAUUCAGAAGAUAAGUCUUCUGAUAGCUUUGCUAUUUCACAUGAUGAGGGAAAGAUUGGGCCUGGCCAUGAGCUUUGCUUUGAGCUGUUGCACAACCUUCUUACUGGCCAUGCUUUAUCUGAUAGCCUUGAAGAGUACCUUGUUGAGCAAAUUCUGAAUGUUGAAAAUGAUUCUUUUGUUUACAAUCAUCAGACUCUAACCUUGCUAUCUCGCACUCUUUUUUCAAGGUCGGGUUUGUCUGGUAGCCGGUUGAGAGAAAAAUUGUAUGAAGGAUUUGUUGGUUUCAUUGUUGACAAGGCAAAGGCUGUUUUCUCAAAGUGUCCUACAGUUAGAGAAUUUGUGGGCACACUUCCAUCAUUGUUUCACAUAGAGAUUCUUCUUAUGGCGUUCCAUUUAUCAUCAGAUGGAGAGAAGGCAAAACUAGCAAACUUAAUAUUUUCUUCCCUCCGGACAAUUUUUGUCCCAUCUGCUGGUUCUUCUACUGCACAAUUAUCAUGUUGGGCUUUACUAGUCUCAAGAUUGAUCUUACUACUUCGCCAUAUGAUGUUUUAUCCACAUAGUUAUCCUUCAUUUCUGUUUCUAGAUUUGAGGUCGAAGUUCAGGGAAGCUCCGAUUUCUGGUUCGAAUGUUGUAAAUGAUCAGAUGUUAUCUUGGGCAUCUAUUGCUGUAAAAAAUGUGUUUGGUGCAUGGAUUGAAACAGAGCCUUCUAUUAGUGCAUUGAUUAAUCAACUAAUUGACAUUUCAGCUCUUCCUCCCUCCCUUUUCAGAGAUGAAUUGGCCAUUGAAUCCUUGGGCCUGAGUUGGAAUGAUAUUUGCGAAACCUUUACAUGGAUUCUGGGGUUCUGGAAAGGUAAGAAAGCUACAGCAGUAGAAGACCUUAUAGUUGAAAGAUAUAUAUUCUUGCUUUGUUUGGAUGUUCCUAGCAUGCACUCUACACUGAACCAUCAGUCCCUGGACAUAUCUAAUAUGAUAUAUUUUUUUCACAUCAGCCACUUACUUGUAGCCCACUGUGAUGAUAUUGAUAAGGCGACGAACCUUCGAGAUUCUAUGAUUCAUGUGCUACAGCAGUUGUCUUCUCCUGCGAUGUCAGAAGAUGUUCAGGAAUUUGGCUGGGAUUUCUUGAGGAGUGGAUUUUGGUUGUCUUUGGUGCUUUCCAUAUUUAAAGUUGGCAUCUCACAGUACUGCAUUAAGAAAAGAGUCCCUGGAGUGAGUCCAUACAGGAUUGACAGCACAGCUAGGGACAACAUAUACAUCACAGUUGCACAAGACAUGAUUUCGAGCUUAAUUGAGGCUGGUCAAAUUUCAUUACUGUUGAAGAUGCUAUCAUCCUUGUUGAACAGGUACUCCUUGGCAUAUCAAAAGGCUUUCCUUGCUACCGUUGAUGGAGGCCAGUAUAAUGCUAAAAGGUUUUCACCUCUAUUACUUCUAAAGCACUCCAGUUUUGACAAAUCCCUCAAGGAUGAGUUCCUCAAGAAAAGUGGCGUCGGUUCUUACCACAUGGAGUCUCUUCCUGACCUAUUAUCAAAUUGGGAUGCUAUGGUUGAGAAAAGGGCUCCUAGUGUUCUACGUAAAAUGUUCUGGGAAUGUAUGUUGCAUGGUUUUCCCUCUCAUCUUGAAACUCCAAGUGCAAUCCUUCUGUCUUGUAUUCUUAGCAUAAGACAGGUAAUUUUUGUUCUGGAUAGCUUAUUCAAACUAGGUGAUAUGAGAGAAAAUAUUUUCUGGGAGAAAGAGGUACUUUGCCAGAUUCUGAAUUCAGUGAUGAUCAUCAAAUUUGAUCGAAUCUUUGAAAGUAUUCACGGAGAAUGUGAAUCUAUUGUUAGAAACUUGAGUGCUGAGUUUGAACUGUCAGAUUAUACUGAACUAUUUCUGCUAAAACACAUGGAAGGGUUUUUAAGACAAAUCAAUGCCAGUGAAGAUCGUGAUAGCAGUAUGCUUGAAUGGGUAAUCACAAAGACCAUUGAUACUGCAGAUAACCUCAGAAAAGAUCCAUCGAAAUCUGCAAUAUUCAAAUUUUAUCUUGGCGCAGAAGAUGUAUCUGAACCUGUCAAGGACUUCUGUGGGUUGCAACGUGGUGAUUUGUUAGUUCUAAUUGGUUCUCUGAAUAAUUGUUCCUCUGAGCUGGUCAAUGGAAAGGUGCUAAAUUUCUUGGUUGAUCUCUUAUCAGGAGAAUUUUCUGCAUAUAUCAGAAAGAAGAUACAGGAAAGUUUUUUUGAAAUGGAUACACUUAGCCUGUCUAGAUGGUUGGAGAAACGGCUUUUAGGUUGUGUAGUGGAGGCUUCAAGUGGGGCCAGCGAUGCCAAGGUUAAUUCUGUCUCUCUCAGAGAAACAACUAUGAGUUUUGUUUUGUCUCUUGUAUCCUCACCUUUUGAGUUGCAAUCAACAGAGCUAAACCAUCAUUUGUUUGAAGCUGUGCUUGCUUCACUUGAAACUGCAUUUUUGCAAUUUGAUGUUCAUAUUGCCAAGUCAUACUUCCAUUUUGUUGUUCAACUUUCUAGAGGGGAACAUUUAAUUAAGUUGCUUCUGACAAGGACUGUGAUGUUGAUGGAAAAGCUGGCUGGGGAUGAGCGUCUGCUUCCAGGUCUGAAAUUUCUCUUCGGUUUUCUUGGAAAUGUCUCCAGUGAUUGCGGGUCCUAUAAGAACACUUUGGACAAGUUCUCAGGGAAGUCUUUAUCUGGCAGUUGUUUUGGCUCAGGUGCUGUUCCUCUAAAGCCAAUAGGGUCGAGGAAGAGUUCUGACCCUGUGGUUCUUUCUGCUAAUCAAGAAGGGAGAUCCACAGCACUUGAAUGUGAUGCUACAUCUGUGGAUGAAGAUGAGGAUGAUGGAACAUCUGAUGGUGAGGUAGCUAGCAUGGAUAAGGAUGAGGAGGAAGAUACCAAUAGUGAAAGGGCCCUUGCCUCAAAAGUUUGCACAUUUACAUCCAGUGGAAGCAAUUUUAUGGAACAACAUUGGUACUUUUGUUAUACUUGUGAUCUGACAGUAUCAAAAGGUUGUUGUUCUGUGUGUGCAAAAGUUUGUCAUCGGGGUCACCGUGUUGUUUAUUCUCGGUCAAGUCGUUUUUUUUGUGACUGUGGAGCUGGUGGUGUUAGAGGAAGCAAUUGCCAAUGCUUGAAGCCUCGAAAAUUCACUGGAAGUGACACUACAUCCACGCGUAGUGCUAAUAAUUUCCCGUCCUUUUUGCAGUUCACAGAGGAUGCAGAUCAGUUGCCUCAGAGUGAUUCUGAUCAGGAUGAGGAUUUGUGUUCAGAUAUAGAUAACUCACCUAGGUUAUUGAUUCCGAGAGAGCUUCAAGAUGGGGUCACAUUAUUGCUUAAAGAACUUGAUGUAGAGGGUCAGGUGCUUCAGCUUUGCUCUUCACUGCUGCCUUCCAUAACGAGCAAAAGAGAAUCUAAUCUUUCCAAAGAUAAGAAAAUAAACCUGGGCAAGGACAAGGUGCUUUCUUAUGGUGUUGAGCUAUUACAGUUGAAGAAGGCAUAUAAAGGUGGGUCGUUGGACCUGAAAAUAAAGGCUGACUAUCCAAAUGCCAAGGAGCUUAGAUCACAUUUGGCUACUGGUUCUCUUGUCAAAUCUUUGCUCAGUGUCAGUAAUCGAGGUCGACUAGCUGUUGGAGAAGGAGACAAAGUCGCUAUAUUUGAUGUUGGGCAAUUAAUUGGACAAGCCACCAUAGCACCAGUAACAGCAGACAAGACUAAUGUUAAGCCUCUCUCAAGAAAUGUUGUUCGCUUUGAGAUUGUACAUCUUGCUUUCAAUUCAGUCAUUGAGAAUUAUCUUGCCAUAGCAGGGUAUGAAGAUUGUCAGGUCCUUACUUUAAAUCCCCGUGGUGAAGUGACUGAUCGUCUUGCCAUUGAACUUGCUCUGGAAGGUGCAUACAUAAGACGGAUUGAUUGGGUUCCAGGUUCUCAGGUUAAGUUAAUGGUUGUGACAAACAGGUUUAUCAAGAUAUACGACCUAUCGCAGGACAACAUCAGCCCUCUGCACUACUUCACAUUGCAGGAAGACACAAUUGUUGAUGCAACACUUCUUAUGGCUUCCCAGGGUAGAAUGUUUCUUCUUGUUCUUUCUGAGCAAGGGAGCUUGUUCAGGUUAGAAUUGUCUGUGGAGGGUAAUGUUGGGGCCACCCCAUUGAAGGAAAUUAUUCAGAUUCAGGACAGAGAAAUCAAUGCAAAGGGCUCAUCUUUGUAUUUCUCCUCCACGUACAAAUUACUUUUCAUAUCCUAUCAGGAUGGCACUACUUUGAUGGGUCGACUAAGUCCUGAGGCAACAUCUCUAACUGAGAUGUCUUUUGUAUAUGAGGAGGAACAAGAUGGCAAGAUGCGGUCAGCAGGUCUGCAUCGAUGGAGAGAGUUGCUUAUGGGCAGUGGAUUGUUUGUUUGCUUCUCCAGUGUCAAAUCAAAUGCUGCACUUGCUGUUUCCAUGGGGCCUCAAGAACUACAGGCACAGUGCAUGAAGCAUGCUGUAAGCUCGACUUCGCAUUUAGUUGGGUUAACUGCUUACAAGCCUCUGUCCAAAGACAAGGUCCACUGUCUUUUUUUAUAUGAUGAUGGGAGCCUCCAGAUAUACUCACAUGUUCCUACUGGAUCUGAUGCUUGUGCAAGUUUGGCUGCUGAGAAAGUUAAAAAACUGGGUUCUGGCAUCCUCAGUAAUAAAGCUUACGCCGGAAUAAAACCGGAAUUCCCACUUGAUUUCUUUGAGAAAACUGUUUGCAUCACUGCAGAUGUGAAACUGGGCGGUGAUGCCAUCAGAAAUGGCGAUUCUGAAGCUGCAAAACAGAGCUUGGCAUUAGAAGAUGGCUUUUUAGAAAGCCCUAGCCCUUCAGGCUUCAAGAUAUCUAUCUCCAACUCCAAUCCUGAUACUGUCAUGGUUGGUUUUCGUGUGCAUGUGGGUAACACAUCCGCAAACCAUAUACCUACUGAUAUUACCAUUUUCCAGAGGGUGAUUAAGUUAGAUGAGGGCAUGCGUUCCUGGUACGAUAUUCCAUUUACUGUAGCUGAAUCACUCCUUGCUGAUGAAGAAUUUGUUAUCUCUGUGGGGCCUACAUUCAAUGGCACUGCACUGCCCAGAAUUGACUGUCUUGAAGUAUAUGGUCGAGCUAAAGAUGAAUUUGGAUGGAAGGAGAAGAUGGAUGCAAUUUUGGAUAUGGAAGCUCGUGUGCUUGGUUCCAAUUCAUUGCUUGGAGGUUCUGGGAAAAAGUGCCAAUCAGUGCAGGCUGAUAUUCAGGAGCAGGUAGUAGCAGAUGGUCUCAAGCUUCUAUCCAGGUUAUAUUCAUUGUGCAGGACCCAGGAAGAUGACGUAAAGAUGGAGCCAAGUGAACUGAAGUGUAAACCACUUUUCGAAACAAUAUUUGAAAGUGACAGAGAGCCCUUGUUACAGGCUGCUGCUAGCCGUGUCUUGCAGUCUGUUUUCCCCAAGAAAGAUAGAUAUUACCAGGUUAAAGAUACUUUGCGACUUCACGGAGUGGUGAAAUCAACCUCUAUGUUAUCUUCAAGGCUAGGAGCUGGUGGAACUACAGGAGGGUGGAUGGUUGAAGAGUUUACUGCUCAGAUGCGUGCCGUGUCUAAGAUUGCAUUGCACCGCCGUUCUAAUUUAGCGAUUUUCCUGGAGACAAAUGGUUCAGGUGUGGUGGAUGGACUCAUGCAAGUUCUAUGGGGAAUUUUGGAGUUUGAGCAGCCUGACACCCAAACUAUGAACAAUAUUGUUAUAUCCUCUGUGGAGCUUAUUUAUUGUUAUGCUGAAUGCCUGGCUUUACAUGGGAAGGACACAGCAGGAUGCUCUGUUGCUCCUGCUGUUGUAUUAUUAAAGAAACUUCUUUUCUCUCGCAAUGAGGCUGUUCAAACUUCCAGCAGCCUUGCUAUAUCCUCAAGAUUGCUCCAGGUUCCAUUCCCGAAGCAGACAAUGCUAGCAACAGAUGAUGCUGUGGAUGCUGCUGUUUCUUCUUCCGGGCCUUCUGAGGCAGCUGGUGGAAAUACACAGGUCAUGAUUGAAGAAGAUUCAAUCACAUCCUCUGUUCAAUAUUGUUGUGAUGGAUGCUCCACUGUUCCUAUACUCAGGCGAAGGUGGCAUUGUACUAUUUGUCCUGAUUUUGACUUAUGUGAGGCUUGCUAUCAAGUUUUAGAUGCCGAUCGGCUUCCUCCACCCCAUUCUAGAGAUCAUCCCAUGACAGCUAUUCCAAUUGAGGUGGAAUCAUUAGGAGGAGAAGGCAAUGAAAUGCACUUCUCCACUGACGAUGGAAAUGAUUCGAACUUGAUGCCUAUCGCAGCAGAUGUUAGCAUGCAGAACUCUGCUCCUUCAAUUCAUGUCCUGGAGCCCAAUGAAUCUGGAGAGUUUUCUGCCUCGGUGACUGAUACUGUCUCUAUUUCUGCUUCAAAACGAGCUGUGAAUUCACUGCUUCUCUUAGAACUUCUUGAACAGCUGAAAGGAUGGAUGGGAACAACCUCUGGUGUUCGUGCCAUCCCUAUCAUGCAAUUGUUGUAUAGACUGUCCUCUGCAGUGGGCGGACCUUUUAUAGACAGCUCCAAGCCUGAGGCCUUGGACUUGGAGAAACUGAUCCGGUGGUUUUUGGAUGAGAUUGAUCUUAAUAAACCUUUUGUAGCCAAAGCUCGCUCUUCUUUUGGGGAAGUUGCUAUCCUUGUUUUUAUGUUUUUCACUUUGAUGCUUCGAAAUUGGCACCAGCCUGGCAGUGAUGGUUCUAUUCCUAAAUCAAGUGGAAACGCAGACUCACAUGAUAAGAACACUAUUCAGGUCACUUCAGUUGCUUCUCAGUUUUCUUCAGAUGGUCAAGAGAAAAAUGACUUUACGUCCCAGCUGCUUCGAGCAUGCAAUUAUCUUAGGAACCAAGCUUUUGUUAACUACCUGAUGGAUAUUCUGCAGCAGCUUGUCAAUGUUUUCAAGUCCCCUACUGCUAAUAUUGAAAACACACAUGGUUUGAGUUCUGGUUCUGGAUGUGGAGCUCUAUUAACAGUUAGGAGAGAUUUACCUGCGGGUAAUUUCUCUCCGUUUUUUUCAGAUUCGUAUGCAAAAGCCCAUCGAACUGAUAUUUUUUUGGACUAUCAUAGGCUAUUAUUGGAGAAUGCUUUUCGACUAGUCUAUACUUUGGUUAGACCAGAAAAGCAAGACAAGACUGGGGAGAAAGAAAAGGUCUACAAGAUAUCCUCUGGUAAGGAUUUGAAAUUAGACGGAUAUCAGGAUGUCCUCUGCAGUUACAUCAAUAAUCCUCAGACAACAUUUGUAAGAAGAUAUGCGAGGAGACUUUUUCUGCAUGUUUGUGGAAGUAAAACUCACUAUUAUAGUGUCCGAGAUUCGUGGCAGUUCUCUACUGAAAUGAAGAAACUUUACAAGCACAUAAAUAAAUCUGGUGGCCUUCAAAAUCCUGUUCCAUAUGAGAGAAGUGUGAAGAUAGUGAAGUGCUUGUCUACAAUGGCUGAGGUGGCUGCUGCACGGCCUAGAAAUUGGCAGAAAUACUGUUUGAGGCAUGGGGAUGUUUUACCAUUCCUGAUGAAUGGGGUAUUUUAUUUUGGUGAAGAAUCUGUGGUCCAGACUCUCAAACUUCUAAAUCUGGCUUUCUAUUCGGGAAAGGAUAUGACCCACUCCUUGCAAAAAGUUGAGGUGGGGGAUUCUGGAACAAGUUCAAACAAAUCAGGGGCACAAUCUCAGGAUUCAAAGAAGAAGAAGAAAGGUGAAGAUGGAUCUGAAUCUGGACUGGAGAAGUCUUAUUUGGAUAUGGAGGCAGCAGUAGAUAUAUUUACCGACAAUGGUGGUGAUGUUCUGAGGCAAUUUGUUGACUGCUUUUUACUGGAAUGGAAUUCUAGCUCUGUGCGCACAGAAGCUAAAUGUGUUCUUUAUGGGGCAUGGCAUCAUGGGAAGCUUUCAUUCAAGGAAACAUUGUUAGUGGCUUUCUUGCAGAAAGUGAAAAGCCUACCUAUGUAUGGUCAGAAUAUUGUUGAGUUCACUGAACUAGUCACUUGGUUACUGGGGAAAGUCCCAGAUAAUAGUUCAAAGCAGCAGAGCACUGAACUCGUGGAUCGUUGCUUGACCCCUGAUGUAAUUAGGUGCAUCUUUGAGACACUGCAUUCACAAAAUGAGCUUAUUGCUAAUCAUCCCAAUUCUCGUAUAUACAAUACUUUGAGUGGUCUUGUAGAGUUUGAUGGUUACUAUCUUGAGAGUGAACCUUGUGUUGCCUGCAGUUCUCCUGAGGUACCUUAUAGUAAGAUGAAGCUAGAAAGCCUGAAGUCUGAGACUAAGUUUACUGACAACCGCAUCCUUGUGAAAUGCACUGGAAGUUACACAAUCCAGACUGUGACUAUGAAUGUUCAUGAUGCACGCAAGUCUAAAUCUGUGAAAGUCUUAAACCUUUACUACAACAAUCGACCUGUAGCUGACUUAUCAGAGUUGAAAAAUAAUUGGUCCUUGUGGAAGCGUGCGAAGAGUUGCCAUCUUGCUUUCAAUCAAACAGAGCUAAAAGUGGAGUUUCCUAUUCCAAUCACUGCUUGUAACUUCAUGAUUGAGCUUGAUUCCUUCUAUGAAAAUCUUCAGGCUUUAUCUCUUGAACCGUUGCAAUGCCCACGGUGUAGUCGACCUGUCACUGAUAGGCAUGGAAUUUGCGGCAAUUGCCAUGAGAAUGCAUAUCAGUGCAGGCAAUGUCGCAACAUAAAUUACGAAAAUUUAGAUUCUUUUCUAUGCAAUGAGUGUGGGUACAGCAAAUAUGGCCGGUUUGAGUUCAACUUUAUGGCAAAGCCUAGUUUUACAUUUGAUAACAUGGAGAGUGAUGAUGAUAUGAAGAGAGGUCUGGCUGCCAUAGAAUCAGAAUCAGAAAAUGCACACAGGAGAUACCAGCAACUUUUGGGUUUUAAAAAGCCUCUUCUUAAGAUUGUAUCAAGCAUUGGUGAGAAUGAAAUGGAUUCACAACAGAAGGACUCAGUCCAGCAAAUGAUGGUUUCUCUCCCUGGACCUUCAUGUAAGAUAAAUCGUAAGAUUGCCCUUCUAGGUGUGUUAUAUGGUGAAAAGUGCAAAGCUGCCUUUGAUUCUGUCAGCAAAAGUGUUCAGACGCUGCAGGGCCUUCGUCGGGUUUUGAUGAGUUAUUUGCACCAGAAACAUUCAGAUGAUGCUAUUGCUGCAUCCAGAUUUGUGGUUUCCAGGUCUCCAAAUAAUUGCUAUGGCUGUGCAACCACAUUUGUGAUACAGUGUUUGGAGAUGUUACAGGUGCUGUCAAAGCAUCCAAAUUCAAAGAAACAACUCGUAGCAGCUGGCAUCUUAUCUGAGUUGUUUGAAAAUAACAUUCAUCAAGGUCCAAAAACAGCUCGUGUACAAGCUAGGGCAGUACUUUGUGCUUUCUCUGAAGGAGAUAUAAAUGCAGUAACUGAGUUGAACAGUUUAAUACAGAAGAAAGUCAUCUACUGCCUUGAGCAUCAUCGUUCCAUGGACAUUGCUGUUGCCACUCGGGAGGAGUUGUUACUGCUUUCAGAAGUUUGUUCCUUGGCUGAUGAGUUCUGGGAAUCUAGAUUACGUGUUGUUUUCCAGUUGUUAUUUUCAUCCAUUAAAUUGGGUGCCAAACAUCCUGCAAUAGCUGAGCAUAUUAUUCUCCCCUGUCUGAGAAUCAUAUCUCAGGCAUGUACUCCUCCAAAACCUGAUACAGUAGAUAAAGAUCAGGGUGUUGGCAAAUCUGCUCCUGUAAUGUUGCCAAAGGAUGAAAGCAACUCAGGACCAUUGAGUGGAGUUGUCAGUAGCAGCAAGCCAACAUCAGAACCCUUGGAAAAAAAUUGGGAUGCUUCUCAUAGGACUCAAGAUAUUCAAUUAUUGAGUUAUUCUGAGUGGGAGAAGGGAGCAUCAUACCUUGAUUUUGUUAGAAGGCAGUACAAAGUGUCCCAAGCAAUCAAAGGGGCUGGUCAGAGAUCUCGGCCUCAGAGAAAUGAAUACAUUGCUCUCAAAUAUGCUCUUAGAUGGAGGCGUCGUGCUUGUAAGACGUUUAAGGGUGAUUUGUCCACAUUUGAGCUGGGGUCCUGGGUGACAGAACUUGUUUUGAGUGCUUGCUCGCAGUCUAUCAGGUCAGAGAUGUGCAUGCUGAUUAGUUUACUUUGUGCCCAGAGUUCAUCAAGGCGGUUUCGGUUGUUAAACUUACUGAUGGCUUUGCUGCCUUCAACCCUUGCCGCUGGUGAAAGUGCAGCAGAAUACUUUGAAUUGCUGUUCAAGAUGAUAGAUUCAGAAGAUUCUCGUCUUUUUUUGACUGUGCAUGGAUGUCUAACUGCAAUCUGUAAACUGAUUACCCAAGAAGUGACUAACAUUGCGUCUCUAGAGAGGAGCUUGCAUAUUGACAUAUCACAGGGUUUCAUUCUUCACAAGCUUAUUGAACUCCUUGGCAAAUUUUUGGAGGUUCACAACAUCAGAGCCAGAUUUAUGCGAGACAAUUUGCUGUCGGAUAUCCUUGAGGCUCUUAUUGUCAUUCGUGGCUUAGUAGUACAAAAGACAAAGUUGAUCAGUGAUUGCAAUCGCCUUCUAAAUGAUCUUUUAGACAGUCUUCUGCUCGAAAGCAGUGAAAAUAAAAGACAAUUUAUCCGAGCCUGUAUUUGUGGUCUACAAAUCCAUGGGGAGGAGAGAAAAGGACGAACUUGUUUGUUUAUCUUAGAGCAGCUUUGCAAUUUAAUCUGCCCAUCAAAACCAGAAUCUGUAUAUUUAUUGGUUCUGAAUAAGGCACACACGCAGGAAGAAUUUAUUAGGGGAUCAAUGACUAAAAAUCCUUAUUCCAGUGCUGAGAUUGGUCCACUGAUGCGUGAUGUUAAGAAUAAAAUUUGCCAUCAAUUGGAUUUGCUAGGGCUUCUUGAAGAUGACUAUGGAAUGGAGUUGCUGGUAGCUGGGAAUAUCAUCUCUCUUGAUUUGAGCAUUGCUCAAGUUUAUGAGCAAGUCUGGAAGAAGUCAAAUACUCAAGCUUCAAAUGCAUUGGCUAAUUCUACAUUGUUAUCCUCAAGUGGCACAGCAUCAGCAAGAGAUUGCCCCCCUAUGACAGUGACAUACAGGCUUCAGGGAUUAGAUGGUGAAGCUACGGAGCCUAUGAUUAAAGAAUUGGAGGAAGACAGGGAGGAAUCACAAGAUCCAGAAGUUGAGUUUGCAAUUGCAGGAGCAGUUCGAGAGUAUGGUGGGCUUGAAAUUCUGUUAGGCAUGAUCCAGCGAUUGCGAGAUGAUUUCAAGUCCAACCAGGAGCAGUUGGUUGCAGUUCUUAAUCUCCUUAUGCAUUGCUGCAAGAUACGAGAGAAUAGAAGGGCCUUGUUAAGGCUCGGAGCUUUAGGUCUUCUUCUGGAAACGGCAAGGCGUGCCUUCUCUGUGGAUGCCAUGGAGCCAGCUGAAGGCAUUCUUUUGAUAGUUGAGAGCUUGACGUUGGAGGCAAAUGAGAGUCAUAAUAUUAGCAUCACACAGAGUGCUCUUACUGUCACUAGUGAGGAGACUGGUACAGGGGAACAGGCCAAAAAAAUCGUUCUCAUGUUCCUCGAAAGGUUGUGUCACCCUUCAGGCCUAAAAAAGUCCAACAAACAACAGAGGAACACUGAGAUGGUUGCAAGAAUCUUGCCUUAUCUGACAUAUGGUGAACCUGCUGCAAUGGAAGCACUCAUUCAGCACUUCAACCCAUACUUGCAAGAUUGGGGGGAAUUUGACCUGUUGCAGGAACAACAUCAAGCCAACCCCAAAGAUGAGAACAUUGCUCAGAAAGCAGCUGAGCAGAGGUUUACUGUGGAAAAUUUUGUUAGGGUAUCUGAAUCACUAAAGACAAGUUCCUGUGGAGAGCGAUUGAAGGACAUCAUUCUGGAGAAAGGUAUCACGGAUGUUGCCGUCAGACAUUUAAGAGAGAGUUUUGCAGUUGCAAGGCAGGCUGGGUUCAAAUCUAGAAAAGAAUGGGCAUCAGGUUUGAAACUGCCAUCUGUCCCAAAUAUAUUAUCUAUGCUGAGGGGAUUGUCAAUGGGGCACUUAGCCACGCAAAGGUGUAUUGACGAGGGAGGGAUCUUACCACUGCUCCAUGCUCUGGAAGGCGUCCCUGGAGAAAAUGAGAUUGGCGCUAGAGCUGAGAACUUACUAGACAUGCUAUCUAAUAAGGAGGGGAAAGGAGAUGGGUUCUUGGAGGAGAAAGUGCGUGAGUUGCGCCAUGCCACUAGAGAUGAAAUGAGGCGUCGUGCUCUGAGGAAGAGAGAGGAGUUGCUUCAGGUACUUGGAAUGCGACGAGAACUGGCUUCAGAUGGUGGUGAGAGAAUUGUUGUUGCUCGGCCAAUCCUGGAAGGUUUGGAAGAUGUAGAAGAGGAGGAAGAUGGGUUGGCAUGCAUGGUAUGCCGAGAGGGAUAUAGUUUGAGGCCUACUGACUUGCUGGGCGUUUACUCUUUCAGCAAGCGAGUGAAUCUGGGUGUUGGCACUUCAGGAAGUGCCCGUGGGGGUGCGGAGUGUGUUUACACCACAGUCAGUUAUUUCAAUAUCAUUCAUUUCCAAUGCCAUCAGGAAGCCAAAAGAGCAGAUGCUGCUCUGAGGAAUCCUAAAAAAGAGUGGGAGGGUGCUACCCUCAGAAACAAUGAAUCACUAUGCAAUUCCUUAUUCCCUGUUAGAGGUCCAUCUGUCCCAUUGGCUCAAUAUAUUCGCUAUGUGGACCAAUACUGGGAUAACCUCAAUGCUCUUGGACGUGCUGAUGGUAGCCGGCUCCGGCUCUUGACUUGGGACAUUGUUCUGAUGCUAGCUCGAUUUGCAACAGGGGCAUCAUUCAGUUUAGAAAGUAGAGGUGGUGGAAGGGAGAGCAACUCCCGCUUCCUACCUUUCAUGAUCCAAAUGGCUUGUCACCUUCUUGAACAGGGAAGCCCAACUCAACGUCGUAGCAUGGCCAAGACUGUAUCAUCAUAUAUAACUUCAUCCUCGUUGGAUUCUAAACCUUUGACUCCUGUAACACAGCCAGCUGCCGGAACUGAAGAAACUGUCCAAUUUAUGAUGGUGAAUUCACUUCUUUCAGAGUCCUACGAGUCAUGGUUGCAACACCGUCGUUCUUUCCUGCAGCGAGGAAUAUACCAUGCAUACAUGCAACACACUUAUGGCCGAUCAACGACUAGGGCAUCAUCCACUUCAACUGGCAUGGUUAGAAUAGAGUCAGGAAGUACCAGCAGAAGCCCUGCAACAGAAACUGGGGAUUCUGAUGAGCUAUUGUCUAUUGUUCGACCCAUGCUUGUUUAUACAGGUUUGAUUGAGCAGCUUCAGCACUUCUUCAAGGUCAAAAAAUCAUCAAAUGUGGCAUCUGUUAAAGCACAAGGAACUCCUAUGGGAUCAGAAGAGGAAGAUGAAAAUGGAAGUUUGGAACCUUGGGAAGUGAUAAUGAAGGAACGACUAUUAAAUGUGAAAGAAAUGGUGGGGUUCUCCAAGGAAUUGAUUUCAUGGCUUGAUGAGAUGAAUUCCGCAACUGAUUUGCAGGAAGCAUUUGAUAUUAUUGGCGUUCUGGCUGAUGUUUUACCUGGCGGGGUUGGGCGGUGCGAGGACUUUGUGCAAGCUGCGAUAAAUGCGGGGAAAAGUUGAGAGGAUUUUAGACCAAAGUCAGGAGCAUGGUAUUUGUUCUAGCGCAUUAUGCCAUUGGCUAGUCUCAGAAAUCACGUAACGUACUAUUACCAAUUUUGCUUUUUGUAUAUCCAAGUAAUAUAAUUGGGUUGUAUAUCCAAGUAACAUGUUGAACACAUUUUGCUCCUUGAUUAUGAAAUCAUUUUCCUCCGGAGAAUCCUCUUUAUUUUAAAA
This is a messenger RNA of Jatropha curcas, 15649 nucleotides long. It is a transcript of the gene BIG, whose product is annotated as auxin transport protein (BIG). Gene Ontology annotation, cellular component: plasmodesma; cytosol. NCBI's taxonomy places the organism in Eukaryota, Viridiplantae, Streptophyta, Magnoliopsida, Malpighiales, Euphorbiaceae. Gene Ontology annotation, biological process: auxin polar transport. Gene Ontology annotation, molecular function: zinc ion binding. The record is from RefSeq and is a predicted model, not a curated record.